Molecule: messenger RNA, 2409 nt
Organism: Bombus terrestris (buff-tailed bumblebee)
Lineage: Eukaryota; Metazoa; Arthropoda; Insecta; Hymenoptera; Apidae
Gene: ZC3H3
Product: zinc finger CCCH domain-containing protein 3
Exons: 7
Coding region: 150-2135 (661 amino acids)
Cellular component (GO): nucleus
Molecular function (GO): metal ion binding
Source: RefSeq, a predicted model, not a curated record
UUAUUUUUAUGGUAUAAGGAACAUCACGAACGUACGUAUUGUAAUUUGUGAAAUACAUAUACUGAUUUAUAAAAUAAUCUCUUAUGCUGCAAAGUUAUUAUCUUUAAUCUCUUUCCCUUCAUUUAUUGAGUAAUAAAAAAUAACAUUUUAUGCUAUUAAAUAUGGAUAAAAGUUUAAUCAAGGAAAUACACUAUUUAACGCAUUUAAUAGAGAAUCAUAAGAGGAAAUCAUCAGAUAAAUUGUGCUGUGUGGAUAAACCUAUUAUAAACCAACCUUUAAAUUCUGCAAAAUCUGAGAAAUGUAUAAAUUUACUUAAUAAAUCCCAACAAUUGUCCAGAACAUCUAGUAGUACGUCAUGCAAUGUAUUAACCAGUACUAAUGUAUAUAUUAAUCCAAACUUCAAUCGUCAAAAUUCUGCAAUAUAUGUUAAUCCAAAAUUACAUAACAGAUCUUUAGUACACGUUAAUCCAUCUAUGAUGAAAAAUAUUAAUUCCAAUGAAGAUGUGCAAAGUAAUUCUGUAAAUAUAGCAAGUACAAAUUCUAUACAAAAAUCAGUACAUGUUAAUCCAAAAUUAAUCAAAAAGUUGUCUUCCUCUGUACAAUUUAAACCGGCAGAACAUAAAGAAAAAGUAAUACAAAAUAUUACCUAUCCUGUUUGUUCAAGAUUAAAACUUGUUAAGAAUACAAAUUCUCCAAAGGUUAUUCAUAAUCAAAAGAAAGUGAACAAUUCUAGUAUUGUAGUUUUAUCACAAAGAAAACUUUUGCGUGUAAGGCGAGGGUCAAGAAAAUCCUUCAGUACUUCUCAAACAGAACUAUGUAAGAUCAAAAAAACUUCAAAUUCAAUAGUAACAAAUGUGAAACCUGCACCUCAAAAAGUUAUGAAAACAAAGAUAACAAAUGUUUUGCAACCGUCAAUUAAUGAAGAUAUUAAUUUAGUGAAAUCACCAGUUAUAAAACCUAAAAUAAAUAAAUACAGAAUAGAUCGAACAGCAUCAAAAACUACAAAUGCAAUAGAACAUGCAAGCCUUGGUCAAAAAAAGACUGUAUAUGUAUCUAAAAUAAAUAAUAAAAUGGAACUAAUUACGAUUGGAGGAAUUGUUUAUAAAUGUUCCAAGAAUCAUUUAGUACGUAAAAGUUAUGGAAUAAAAAAAAAACGGGCCAUAAAUCUUAAAGUUGACAAAUUUAUAAUAGCUACCAAUGGGAAAAAAUUAUGUAGAGUAAAAUCUAUGAAAGAAACUUUAAGUAGUUCAAGUAAAAAAAUAUCGAAUUCAACAAAUGCAAUUAAAUCCCCAUCUAAUAUGUCACAAAAAAUAAGUUAUAAAAAUAAUAUAAGCAAUAAAGUCAAACAAAAGAGUAUACAAAUAUUACGCAACAAAAUGCAAAAAAAUAACCAACCAUGUUUAAUAUUUCAAAAAUUUGGGUAUUGUUCAAAUCAUGAAAAAGGGAUUUGUGUAAAGCGUCAUGACAAGAAACAAAUUUCUCUCUGUAAAAAAUUUCUUCAAGGAAAUUGUUUGUUGGAUAAAUGUCCAUUAUCUCAUGAUGUAGGUCCAGAAAAAAUGCCAACUUGUAAAUACUUCUUGGAAGGUUGCUGUACUCGGGAUGCUUGCCCUUAUCGUCACAUCAAAGUUUCUUCCAGUACUCCAAUUUGUAUAGAUUUCCUGCAAGGAUAUUGUGCCAAAGGUAGUGAGUGUAAACAGCGCCAUGAAAAUCUAUGUCCAGAGUUUGAGAAAACAGAGAAAUGCAGUAAAGGUGAGUAUUGUCCUUACCCACAUAAAACACAAUCACCUUCUAAGAAUCAAAACCAUUUAAAAAGAAAAUACAAUAUGCACUGCAAUCAAACAGUAACAACUGUUACAAAAGAUACUUUAUCUGUUGAAAACAGACUUAGAUAUUAUGAACAAGCACCUGCUUUAAAUAAAUCUCUUGAUAAAAAAAGAGAGAACAUUAUGAAAAAAAUUAAUCUUAUGAAAAAUAUAGACUCUGUAGUUCGCUCUAAUACAUCAAUUGAAACGUCUAAUAAUAAUACAAAUUUGGAAAUAAAUGAAAAUAGUGAUGAAUUAGAAACCGUUUCUGAUCCAAAAGUAUUGAAACGUCCUCCAAUUGGUGUUCUACCUGCUUAUAUACCUAUUGAUUAAUGCAAAAAAAUGUAAUUAUUGGUAAAAUUCUUUCGAUACUUUUUAUGGUUUUAGUAAUCAUUUAUUUCAAAUGAUAUAUCAUGUUUGUGUAAUUUGACAAAAUAAUUUAUGUUUAACAACCGAAAAAAAUUUUUAUUUGUAGCUAAUAAAAGAGUUACGUUUGUAUUAUGUUAUAUUCAGCUAUACACAAAAAAUGGCAAUUAUAUUUUGUAAUGUAUACACAAUAUCAGAAUGAAAGAUAUAUAUAUGACAAAAUGAAAGUAUGUCAUCUAUG